GUGGAAUGUACUCAUAUAGCACGUGAAGCUCUCCCCUUUCUGGCUGAACUAAUGGAUUAGAAAACAUUAAGUUUCCCUUCAUCCGCCAUCAUAACGAUCAUCAUGAGCACCACGUGGUUAUUCCUGCUGCCAGUUGUUGUGGCCCUCGUCCUUAUAGGCCCAACUCAAAGCUUCAAACCACUGUUUGUAUUCAAUGGGAACUCCAUCUCUCACCGUGAGAUUACCACAAGGGCAGUUCUCCAAAAGACGGCUGAAGUCUGCCAGAGCAUUGCUGCUGGAGAGGGACUGGACUUCAGUCUGACUAUUGAUGACACUCUAACAGCUGAGCGGGUACACGAGGCCUGUUCCUCCUCAAGAAAAUCAACCUCACUCAUGUCCACUGUCUCAUUCUAUAGUUCCAUUGCCUAUAUUUACUUCCAAAAUGCAAAUGUGGAUUUAGUGUAUGCACUCAGUAACAAGCACCAUUUUGAUAGCGAGACAUUUCAGAAAGGACGAGACUUGAUCACACAAGGUGUGUCUGCUGUGAAGGCCAGUGUGAAACUGGAGAACUUCAUAGCAGGGCGCUCAACACUUGGACAACUAUGUCACACUCUGCAGGACUUCUACAGCCACAGCAACUGGGUGGAGUUGGGGUACACGGUUCCUUAUCAUGCCCUGAUCAAACCUGACAAGCCUUUGGAGAAUCUGGCAGGACCAAAUGUUCCCACAUGUCGAAACUGUGCAGGAAGGAACUGUAACAACAACCUUUUGCCUAAUGUGCUGGAAAAGAGGCUUCUCACUUCUGGCUACUUCAAUAUUUUAUCCUCAAAAAAGCCUAAAGGUAAAUGCAGCCAUGGAGGUUGUUUCGACCAGACGAGUAAACAGGAGCCAGUUGGGGGCAUCAAUAAGGAUGACAUGAGAUCUAGUCAUGGCUCACUUCACACUCAGUCAGCUAAUUUGGCUGUUAUUGCUACUAUGGACCUUCUGGAGGACAUCAGAGUAGCUGUUGGAGAAAAUAAUUUCCUACGGCUGAUGGGUCUCUCCCAGUCCUCUGUGCUGUGUUUUGUCAUCGACACGACAGGCAGCAUGAGAGAUGACAUAGCCCAAGCUAAGACAGUCGCUUUUAACAUCAUCGACAGCAAGAGAGGAACCCUGGAAGAGCCUUCAGCCUACAUACUGGUUCCUUUCAAUGAUCCAGGGAUGCAGUGUUUUGGACCUCUUCUAGCAACUACGGAUACAAACACAUUCAAAGAAUGGAUCAGCGCCCUGACUCCCAGUGGAGGAGGUGACAACCCAGAGCUGAGCUUGUCUGGACUGCAGCUUGCCCUUACUGCAGCUCCACCCUUAUCUGAGAUAUUUGUCUUCACUGAUGCUCCAGCAAAAGAUGCACAUUUGAAAAGCACCAUUACUGCUCUGAUUGAGAGCACAAAGUCUGUAGUGACUUUCCUGCUGACAGACGUCUUAUCAAGUAGGCGAAAAAAAAGCCUUCAAGAUGUCUUUUCUCGAGUAGUAGGCCAAAUAGAUGUUCAGCUCUACCGUGAUCUAGCCCGGGCCUCUGGAGGUCAGGCCAUUGAGGUCAGCAAGUCUGAUCUUGCUCUGGCUACAAGUGUUAUUGAGGAUUCCUCAGGCAGCUCUAUGGUGACAGUUUUUCAAGGAGAGAGGAAUCCCGGAAAGCCUGAUCAUUUUACAUUCAAUUUGGAUGACUCACUAACAAAUGUAACUAUCUACAUCACAGGGACUUCAUCUCUCUCCUUUAAUCUUAUCAGCUCGACAGGAAUAUCUCAGAGUUCCAGUGAGUCCAGUGGCCCUCUGGUAUCUUUGAACAUGGCAGGUAACCUACGACGACUGAGGCUAAACGAUGUCCGUGAAACAGGAUUGUGGAAAAUCAGUGUAGAUUCUUAUGACCCCUACUCAGUUAAGGUCACAGGUCAAAGUCCAGUGAACUUCAUCUACAACCUUGUGGAAGCCUUCAAAGGACUCCACGCAGACCUCUUUCUGAAGGAAGGACGCCCUCUUUCAGAUGGUAAGGCCACCUUCUUGGUCACAGUGACAGGGAGUGAGAGUGUAAAUGUCACAGAGGUUACACUGUGUGACAGCUCAAGCGAAACAAAGGUCAACGGAACAUUACAGUCAUUAGGAGGCUCUAAUUUCUUGGUGACAUUCACUGAAAUUCCAAUGGGUGAUUUUGUUGUUCGACUGAGAGGAGAAGACAGAAGCUCAUCAUCACGGUCAACUCCAAGCAGGUUCCAGAGGCAGGCCUCCACUCAGAUUAAAACUUCCAACAUCUCUGUGACUGCUGAGGCCAACAGCACCAACAUAGAACCAGGCUCCACCGCCUCCAUCCAUUUUAUUGUCACCUCAACUGCCAGUGGAGUCGGGACAUUCAUUGUGCGUGCCACCAAUGACUGCAGCUUUGACUCUACAUCACCGAGUUCAAUCACCAUAAAAGCAGACAGCAGAGGAAAAGCCAACAGCACCGUAACCCUAACUGUUCCUGACAGUGCAACAUCGGGAACAGACGUGACACUUACAAUUGAGGUGGAAGAUCCAGCUGCUGAUGAUAUUAACUAUGUUGUCCUGAGGUUUUCCAUCACUGCUAAGGUGACUGAUUUUAACGGACCAGUCUGGCUCGAGGUCAGUACAACCACCAACUGUUCAUCUUCAUUGCUCUGCGACUCAUCGCAGUGGCAGUUUAUCGCCAAUGUUACCGACGGUGUAAAUGGAACAGGGAUUGAAAGAGUCACAAUCCGUGAAGGGAACGGCACCCUCAACACAACCACAGUGGUCGGGCCAGGAGGAGAGAACAUCACCGUUGCCUCCUUCCAGUCCUCCUGCUGCGUAGACAGAGUAGAGCUCUCUCUUGUGGACAAUGUUGGAAAUGUUGGAAUAUGCGUGGGCCAAGUGAGACAACUCACCACAGUGGCACCUGUGACUGGAUCCAGUGUGAUGCCAUGCACCACGUCCACUGGAGGGGACACCCUGAGCACAAUGCUUUGCAUCUGCAUCACUGUUGUGACAUUCCCACUUUGGAUAUAAUGGUUGUCUGUUUAUAUGUGUGGUGGAUAUAUCAGAUAC
This is a messenger RNA of Syngnathoides biaculeatus (alligator pipefish), 3054 nucleotides long. Its product is annotated as von Willebrand factor A domain-containing protein 7-like. Bases 103 to 3015 code for a protein of 970 amino acids. The transcript has 18 exons. NCBI's taxonomy places the organism in Eukaryota, Metazoa, Chordata, Actinopteri, Syngnathiformes, Syngnathidae. The record is from RefSeq and is a predicted model, not a curated record.